UUCUCUCUGCCUGUUGAAACCGUGCCUGUACCGUGGAGCGCGUACUCUGUCCAGAUACACCGUUGAAAUCCGUCUUUUAACAAUCGCGAUACGAGGAGUAAAGUGCAAGUCUCCUGGAUAAAGUCACAAAGUCCUGAUCUCGUGUAAAAUUCCUCUUAUGGCUCCAAAAGACGAGCUCCGACUCAAGAGGCUCGAAACAGGUUUUACGGUGGAAAACGCUCGAUAACGCGAGACGGUCCCGACUCGAAAAUUCGACGGUCGAACCCGGGCCACUCGUCCUCUUUCUUCUAAAAUGAUUUCGCAACGCGCGGAAAUAUCUUGAGUAGAUAAUCGGGUUGGAGAAUAAAAUUUUAUUAGUGACCUUCCGAGGGAAAUUUUGUCACGGUCGGAAAAAAAGAAGGAACAUUUCCUGAGCGUUCCUAAUUCAUAGAGAAAUGAGUAUCGAAGAGCCGCAAAUCGUGACGAAAGAGGAAUCGGCGGAAAGUACGAGCCAGGAGAUAACGCCCCCGGACAAGAAAGUGGUACCAGUAUUAUUCGUCCAGCAAGGUUCUGCAAAGGAUGAUAGUACCACGGCCGAAUCGACCAACACUGCAACUGCCAGUGCCAAUCCUUUGCAUUCGAUUGCAAAUGGAAAGUUAAUUCCUGUAACGGGGCCGAAUAACAUCGCUUAUGUUGGAACUUUGUUCAAGGCGGUCGUUAAAGGUCAAGAUUGCAUUCAACAAAAGGUUCUGCUAGCUCCUAUGAAAAGUAAGGAUGGUGCUGUGGCACGAAUCAUCCUCCCACGUACAACUCAGACGACUGCGAGCACUACUCCGACUACGUUGACUUCACCAUCGUUGAGUCUGAUAUUGCCUCAAAGCUCGUGUAAACAGACGAACAAGAAUUAUGUUGUCAGCCCUUCAUCUAAUCCAAAAGUCAAACAGUCGUCGAUCAGUAUACUUUCUCGUAACACCGUCGUUAUAGAUCCGCUGACUUCCCAACCUGUCCAGUCCAAACUGCUCCCGCCGAACAUUAUCAGGCAGAAAAGUAUAGAUUCAAAGAUUAUUACAAAUUCUGUGAUAAAACCGUUUAACAUUCUGCAGGCUAAAAAACUGCUUGCUUCCAGUUUGGUUUGCCCUAUCAAUUUGUUAAACGCUAAAAAUGAUAAAUCAAAAUUGUCAGAUAAAGAAAAUAUAACUUCUUCCAAUUCAGCUGAUAGUACUAAUGAAAGCGAGUCAAAGGAUGAUUUAACGAUGAAAGAAGAAACACCACAAGAUGAAAAGAGUAAUAGUGAUGAAAAAAUAAGUAUUGAGGAUCAAGAAAAUGUGGAAAGAGAAAUCAAGUCAGAAGUUAUAGAAGUAAAAGAGGAACAAUCAAGUGAAGAGGGGGCAGAUUCAACAUGCACACCCAAAACUGAAGAAGAUGAAAAAUGCUUAGAUAACACUGACAAACAGUUGGACGUCGACCAACCUAAGGAAGAAUCAAUUAAAGAAAGUAAAAGUGCCAAGGAUCCAAGUGAACACCAGAAAGAAAAACUUUUACCACCAGCUCCAAAAGAAAGGGCCAGGAAACGGAAAGGAAUUGUUCUGGUGAACGAAUUGCCCGUUAAAGUAUUUGCCAGCCAACAGGAAAAUCUUAAAUUACUACCAGGUGCAGAAGAAUUCGACCCUUUUAAGACAGUCGAGUGGGACGCCACAGGUCUUGGCGCAUUGCCUGGGUGUAAUAUAAAAAUGACAAUCAAUGAGUUUGGGAUGCUGGAAGUUCAUGAUGAAUCUGUAGUUGAUGGAAACUCAAAUAGUUCUGGAGAUAAAAUUGAAGGAAAGCGGAAGGAUAGAGAUCCAGAUGAAAUUUAUUGUUGUGUUGCAUGCAGCUGCUAUGGAUUAAUAUCCGAAUUCUACAAUGAGAAUUAUUGCAGUGUAGCUUGUAAGGAUAACCUGAUUGCUCAACAACAAGCCAUAUGUAAUAAGACAGAACAAGAGAAAAAAGUUUUCACGGAAAAAAAGAAAAAGAAACUCUUUAAAUCGGAGUCGUCAAACCAAAAAAGUACCGAUGAGGAUGUUGAUAUUAAGACUAAAACACUUUUGCAAUCCCCAAAGCAAGAUGACACAGUGAAAGUUAAGAAUGACGAAGUGAUAGAUUUAGACGAUGACAGCAGUAGUUCAGAUACUCCUCCUGUUUGUAAUAAGUUGCCGUCUUUGCUUAAAAAAUCCCUACAAGUUACAAAGUGUGAACAGCAAAAAGAAAGAAGAGUUUCUAGGACAUCUUUUAAGUUUAAAAGUAAACUGGAAUCUAUACUCCCUCCUAAUAAAGCAGCUAACAAAUCUGAAUUAAGAGGUUCGCAAAUUAGAAUUGUCGAAAAUGCUGACAAAACUGUAAAAAAAAGAUCAUCGUAUUUUGUCUCCCAAGAUUUGGAUCCAGGGGAAGAAGUCAAAGUUGAAAUUGAUUCAAGUUUCAAUUUGGAAGAUAAAUAUGCUUUCCCUUGGGGUCAUUAUUUGUCCAUGACAUCAUCAAAACCAAGUUGGAUUCGUUUAUUUAACAACCCUUUUCCAGACUGUGUUAACUCUUUUACUGUAAAUACAUACCUUGAAGCUAUCGAUCCUGAACAUCAGUCUUAUUUCUGUGCUGUUAAAAUAGUCGAAGUAAAAGGAUAUAGACUACGGUUGCAUUUUGUGGGGUAUCCUGAUAUAUAUGAUUUUUGGGUUAAUGCUGAUAGCCCAAACAUUUUCCCGUGCGGUUUUUGUUCGCAACAUGGUAUUCAACUCCAGCCACCUUUAGGGUACCAGAAAUCUUUUAAUUGGCAGGUUUAUCAUAAGAACAAAGGGACAAAGCCUGUCCCUUACUGGUGUUUUCCAACUUUCAAAUUGAACAAUAUGACUCACAAUCUAUUCAAAGUGGGAAUGAAACUGGAAGCGGUCGAUAAGAAAAAUACAUUUUUAGUCUGUGUCGCUUCAGUUGCUGGAGUGAUUGAAAGUAGAAUUCUCAUUCAUUUCGAUUCUUGGAGUGAUGUAUAUGAUUAUUGGGUUAACAUUUCCAGUCCAUACAUCCAUCCGGUAGGGUGGUGCAAGGAGAACAACCAUGAGCUGACCCCACCAAAUGGUUACAAACAUACUCAAUUUUCAUGGGAUAUGUAUUUAAAGAAAACAGGAAGUACUGCAGCCCCGGCAAAGGCGUUCUGUCUAAGACCUCAUUUAGAAUUCAAAAAUGGCACAAAGCUCGAAAUGAUAGAUAAAAGAGCUCCGCACUUACUUAGAGUGGCUACCAUUUGUGAUGUUUUACCGUAUCAGGUAAAAGUACAUUUUGACGGCUUUCCAGAUCAUUUCGGCUACUGGGUGGAUGAUGACAGUUCUGACUUACAUCCGGUCGGUUGGGGAUUUAAGACCGGCCAUCCUGUAGAACCUCCUCCGACCAGCUCUCAAUUGUUAAACGCAACUUGCAAGACACCCGGUUGUGUCGGAGAUGGUAAUUUUAAGGGUUUAGGCAUAACACAUAAUUGCGUGGAGGAAUGCCCUUACAGCUGUGAAAAUAUUAAUUCGGAAAACCAUCUGUCAAAUCGCCUGAACUGCUUAAAAAAGAAUAAAAGAUUUGAUAAUGAUGAUAUUAUAGAUUUGGAUGUAGAUGAAUCUGAUGGCGAUGAAGAAGAAGACUCACUUAAAAAACGAUGGUAUUUUGUUCAAAUGAGAGCAGAAGUUGAAAAAAACAAUAUGAGGAUACCCGAAGACGUAAAACCAUCAGUCGACAAUGUUAGUAGUUCUGAGCAGUUUUAUAGACCAGCUGAAAGCAGUGAAACUCUGAAAGUUAAAUCCGUUGAAAAAAUAAAUGCAUUGGAAAAUAUACGUGUCGGAGAAUUGAAAACUAAAGAAGUUAAAAAUGAAAAUAAAGAAUAUUUCGAACACGAGACGAAAUACAGCAUUGAGCCCAAGGAAGAGUCUUUACCUUCAAAAAGUCAGACGGCCACGCCAGAACAAGAACAGUUUAGCGAGGACGGUGUUUCUAGCUGUAGCGGGGAGCAAAUGGAGAUGGAGACUACUUUCGAGGAUAUGGAAUACGAUUCCAAGGAAUCUUACUGCUUGAGAUGGUCCGUGGACGAAGUCUGUGAUUAUAUUAAACACGUAACUUUAAGUUCUCAAAAAUUCCAACUAGAGGAAAUCCAUGGCGAUUCAUUUUUAAUGCUUUCGCUCCAAGAUUUGAUAGACUGCAUGGGUUUGGAUCAGGAACAAGCGAGUUUAGUUUAUGAGAAAAUUAAAAUACUCCGACAAAAAAUCAGUCCUAGCGAUAUGGCUUUUCGGCCAUAAUUUUAAAUGUACUUUCAAGUAUGAAUUAUAAUUUUAUUGUCAGUUUUUUAAAUUAUACAUUAUCAUGUAAUUGCUUUUGUAAUUCUAUUGUACAGUGUCUUCAUUUUUUAAUGAAUCAUAAUUUCUCAUGUAUAAUCUGUACAGGUGACGAUAUAUAUGUAUAUAUACCGCUUAAUAUAUGCAUGAGGAGGUUGAUACAUAUACAUAUUGCAAAAAGAGCCUUAUUACGUAAAACCUUUUUCUAAACGUUUUGUUGUUUUAAUUUUCUUUGUCGAAUAUAAGGGAAAUAAACAAUAAUUGAAACAUU
Molecule: messenger RNA, 4578 nt
Organism: Cimex lectularius (bed bug)
Lineage: Eukaryota; Metazoa; Arthropoda; Insecta; Hemiptera; Cimicidae
Gene: l(3)mbt
Product: lethal(3)malignant brain tumor-like protein 3
Exons: 14
Coding region: 435-4271 (1278 amino acids)
Biological process (GO): regulation of DNA-templated transcription
Cellular component (GO): nucleus
Molecular function (GO): zinc ion binding
Source: RefSeq, a predicted model, not a curated record